AUGUCAGAUUGGGAUUUUUUAAAUAAUAGUAGUAAUAAUAACAAUAGUAACAAUAAUAGUAAUGGUGUUACACCAUACCAAGCACAGAAUGGUAAAAGUAAAGAUGGAUUUUCACAUCUUUUAGAGGAUAAUUAUUUUGAUAGCAGCCCUAAAAAUACAGCUACUUCGAAUACAUCCAGUCCUCCAAACAAACAGGUGGAUACUUCAAAAUUCAUUACUCACGUUUUAACACCAAAAGAUACUCUCCAAGGUUUAUCAUUAAAAUAUAACGUUAAAGUAAGUGUGGUGCGCGCUAUAAUAGAGUAUCAUAUAAAUGAUUUAAAACGAGCAAAUAAUAUUUGGACACAGGAUUCAUUAUUUAUAAAGAAAACUAUAUUAAUUCCAGUCGAAUCAACUGAUUCAAAUUCUGACAAUGGUAGUAAUGGUAGUGGAAGCGGCGGUAAUAGUUUAAAUAGUAGCUCAAAUAAUAUUAGGAGUAUGGAGGGUGGUAAUAUAGGUAACAGUAGUAGAAAUAACAGUGCAAAUAGUUUCGAUAAUUAUUUCCCAGAUUUUGAAAAGAUGAAUAAAACUUUCAAUUCACAAGCUCAAAAAGAGAAACCUGUUCUACCAAAAUCAACAUUCAACAAAGCAAGUAAUGCGAAUACUGCAAAUGAUAUGAAUAACAAUGAUUUAAAUUAUAACUUUAAUAUUAGACCCAAUUCUACUUUAAGUUUUUCACCAGUAGUAAACAGUUUGGAUCAUAAAACUCAAACACAAUUCUCAUUAUUAGAUGACGAAUUUAAUCCACUUUAA
Molecule: messenger RNA, 792 nt
Organism: Dictyostelium purpureum
Lineage: Eukaryota; Evosea; Eumycetozoa; Dictyosteliales; Dictyosteliaceae
Exons: 2
Coding region: 1-792 (263 amino acids)
Source: RefSeq, a predicted model, not a curated record